Messenger RNA from Zalophus californianus (California sea lion), 2265 nucleotides. It is a transcript of the gene FOXD1, whose product is annotated as forkhead box D1. The record is from RefSeq and is a predicted model, not a curated record. Gene Ontology annotation, biological process: regulation of transcription by RNA polymerase II; cell differentiation; anatomical structure morphogenesis. The transcript is spliced from 3 exons. Bases 525 to 1988 code for a protein of 487 amino acids. NCBI's taxonomy places the organism in Eukaryota, Metazoa, Chordata, Mammalia, Carnivora, Otariidae. Gene Ontology annotation, molecular function: DNA-binding transcription factor activity, RNA polymerase II-specific; RNA polymerase II cis-regulatory region sequence-specific DNA binding.
UCCUAGGCAUUCUAUCCCUUCCCUCGGUAGCGCUCUGACGUGCACACCAUGUGACAGGCCUCCUACUAUAAGCCGAGGAAAGGUCCGCCCUCUCCUGGACUCAGCCCUCGCCUCGCCGAGCUCGGUCCCUAGACUCUCACCCGUCCCGCACCUUCCCGGGCGCCCGGCACUCUGACUGGCCCGCUCGGGGUCUCGCCACCCCCUCCUCACUGACCCCGGCGCGGGCCGCUCGGAAAGGGGAAGGUCAAGUCCCCCGCCCGGGACCGGUGCGCGCGGAGCCGAGGGAGCGCAGAGACCGUGCGGCUCUGGCGGCAGCGUAGGAGUUACAAAGUCGCGGCGCGAGCCUCCGCAGCCGCCGGGCAGUCCCCGGGCAGCCCCCGGCCCAGCUCGAACAGCGGCGGCGCCCCCAGCGUGGCGCCCCCGUGCCGGGCCCGCCGCCCGGGACCCGGGCUGGGGAGCGGCGGGAGCCCGGAGCCCGGCGCCCCUAUGCGACGCCUCGCCGCCGCCGCCGCCGCGCCACAGCUAUGACCCUGAGCACGGAGAUGUCCGAUGCCUCCGGCCUCGCGGAGGAGACAGACAUCGACGUGGUAGGGGAGGGCGAGGACGAAGACGACGAAGAAGAGGAGGACGACGACGAGGGCAGCGGUGGCGUGUCCCGCCUGGCGGUGCCCGCGCAGCGGCGGCGGCGGCGGCGCUCCUACGCCGGGGAGGACGAGCUAGAGGACCUGGAGGAGGAGGAGGAGGAGGAGGACGAUGACAUCCUGCUAGCCCCGCGGUCAGGGGCCUCCCCGGCGCCCCCGGGCCCAGCCCCAGCGGCUGGGGCCGGGGCGGCUGGGGGCGGCGGCGCGGGCGCGGGCGGCGGCGGCGGCGCGACCGCCGGCGGCGGCGCCAAGAACCCCCUGGUGAAGCCGCCCUACUCGUACAUCGCGCUCAUCACCAUGGCCAUCCUGCAGAGCCCCAAGAAGCGGCUGACGCUGAGCGAGAUCUGCGAGUUCAUCAGCGGCCGCUUCCCCUACUACCGGGAGAAGUUCCCCGCCUGGCAGAACAGCAUCCGCCACAACCUCUCACUCAACGACUGCUUCGUUAAGAUUCCCCGCGAGCCCGGCAACCCCGGCAAAGGCAACUACUGGACGCUGGAUCCCGAGUCCGCCGACAUGUUCGACAACGGCAGCUUCCUGCGCCGGAGGAAGCGCUUCAAGCGGCAGCCGCUGCUCCCGCCCAACGCCGCCGCCGCCGCCGCCGCCGAGUCGCUGCUGCUGCGCGGCGCAGGGGCCGCGGCGGGCUCGGGCGACCCGGCGGCCGCCGCCGCGCUCUUCCCCCCCGCGCCUCCGCCACCCCCGCACGCCUACGGCUACGGCCCUUACGGCUGCGGCUACGGCCUGCAGCUGCCGCCCUACGCGCCGCCCUCGGCCCUAUUCGCCGCCGCCGCGGCCGCCGCGGCCGCCGCCGCCUUCCACCCGCACUCGCCCCCGCCGCCGCCGCCGCCGCCGCCGCCGCCGCCGCCGCCCCCGCCGCCGCACGGCGCGGCCGCCGAGCUGGCCCGGACCGCCUUCGGCUACCGGCCGCACCCACUCGGCGCCGCCCUGCCCGCCCCACUGCAGGCCUCGGCUGCCAAGGCGGGCGGCCCGGGAGCCUCGGCGCUGGCGCGCUCGCCCUUCUCCAUCGAGAGCAUCAUUGGGGGCAGCCUGGGCCCGGCCGCCGCCGCCGCCGCCGCCGCGCAAGCCGCCGCUGCCGUGCAGGCCUCGCCCUCACCCUCUCCGGUGACGCCGUCCGCGCCCGCGCCCGGAUCCGCCGCCGGCGGCGGCGGCGGCGGCGGCUGCGCGGUUCAGGCGGCCGUGGGCCCGGCUGCCGCGCUCACCCGCUCGCUCGUGGCCGCCGCGGCCGCCGCUGCCUCCUCGGUCUCCUCGUCGGCCGCCCUGGGGACUCUGCACCAAGGGACUGCCCUGUCCAGUGUCGAGAACUUUACUGCUAGGAUUUCAAAUUGUUAAUAACGCUAUGUUAGCGCGCUUGGGAGAGAAGCACGACUAAGAGAGGAGACACUGGAACGGAGAACGUCCGGAUGCCCAAGCAGCCUCCGGGGUGGAGAGGCGUUAGCACGCGGAACCCAAACAGCACAGGCCCUGCAGGCGUGCCUCGCAGCCUUCUAAACACAUUUGGGGAAAACGCUAGUCAACAGCUGAAGCAUUGGAAGCCUCCUAGUGGUGCCGUCUUGGCCUUCCUUGCUUUUCCAAGAGGAAGAUGAAGAUAUGAAGCAAGUGAACGGUG